AUGCAAAUUUUUGAUGGAUUUAAAAAAUACUUUCUGACCAUUUUUUCCAUCAUUUUUGUAUCAUUUCCCCCCCCACCAUUUUUGGACUUUUAUUCACCAUUUCUUGACCAUUUUUAGACCGAUUUUUUCACCACUUUUUCAGCCAUUUCCCGACCAUUUCCUCACCAAUUCCUGACCAUUUUUAAACCAUUUUCCCACCAUUUUUAAACCAUUUCCCCACCAAUUUUUUCCACCCAUUUCCUGACAAUUUCCCGACCAAUUCCUAACCACUCUCUGACCACUUUUUAACCAUUUUUUUCACCAUUUCCCCACCAUUUUUAGACCGAUUUUCCCACUCUUUUCUCCCCCAUUUCCCGGCCGAUUUUUAUACGAACCAUUUCCAUAAUUUUAAACCAUUUUAACCAUUUUUUUAACCAUUUUCCCCCAUUUUCCCGCCUUUUCCCCUCACGGCCCCGUCACCAUGGCAACAACGCCGCGCCGUCGCUCUCCAGUGACGUCACGCUGUCCUCCAGCUUCCCACAAUCCCCCGCGGCCGUGAGGGGAAGGGGGGUCCUCCUGUAUCCCAGAAUCCCCCGCGGCCGUGAGGGGAAGGGGGGUCCUCCUGUAUCCCAGAAUCCCCCGCGGCCGUGAGGGGAAGGGGGGGGUCCGCCUGCAUCCCAGAAUGCCCCGCGCGCGCCCCCUCCCUCCCUCCCUCCCGCCGCCGCUCGCUCGCUGCCCCGGGCCCGAGGCUCAGCCGGUGCAGCCACGUGACUCCCGGAGCCUUCCCCACCCCCCCAUCAGUGCUCCCAGUAACUCCCAGUAACUCCCAGUGACCCCCAGAGUGCUCCCAGUAACUCUCAGUGACCCUCCCAGUGCUCCCAGUAACUCCCAGUGACCCUCCCAGUGCUCCCAGUAACUCCAAGUGACCCCCAGAGUGCUCCCAGUAACUCUCAGUGACCCCCAUCACCCCUUCCCAGUGCUCCCAGUAACUCCCAGUGACCCCCACAGUGCUCCCAGUAACACUCAGUGACCCCCAUCACCCCUUCCCAGUGCUCCCAGUAACUCCCAGUGACCCCCACAGUGCUCCCAGUAACUCCCAGUGACCCCCAUCACCCCUUCCCAGUGCUCCCAGUCCCACUUCCCAUCACUCCCAGUGCCCAGAUCUGUGCUCCCAGUCCCUCCCAGUGCCUCCCAGUGCCCCCCAGUCCCCUCCCAAUCCCCUUCCAGUCUCCCCAGUCUCUUCCAAACUCACUCCCAGUCCCUCCCAGUGCCCAUCACUCCCCCUCCCAGUCCAUCCCAGUCCCCCCCAGUGCCCUCUCAGUUCUUUCUGGUCCCCAUAUCCUUGCUCCCAGUCCCUCCCAGUCCCUCCCAGUCCCCAUAACUCCCCUCCCAGUUGCUCCCAGUCCCUUCCAGUCCCCAUAAAUCUACUCCCAGUCCCUCCCAGUCCCUCCCAGUCCCCAUAACUCCCCUCCCAGUGCCUCCCAGUGCCCAUAACUCCCCUCCCAGUGCCCAUAACUCCCCUCCCAGUUCCAUCCCAGUGCCCAUAACCGCCCUCCCAGUCCCUCCCAGUGCCCAUAACUCCACUCCCAGUCCCUCCAGUGCCCCCCAGUGCCCAUAACUCUACUCCCAGUCCCUCCCAGUCCCUCCCAGUGCCCAUAACUCCCCUCCCAGUCCCUCCCAGUCCCUCCCAGUCCCGCCCAGUGCCCCUAACUCCACUCCCAGUCCCUCCAGUGCCCAUAACUCUACUCCCAGUCCCUCCCAGUCCCUCCCAGUGCCCAUAACUCCCCUCCCAGUUCCUCCCAGUGCCCAUAACCCCCCUCCCAGUACCCAUAACCCCCCUCCCAGUCCCUCCCAGUCCCUCCCAGUCCCUCUCAGUGCCCAUAACUCCACUCCCAGUGCCCAUAACCGCCCUCCCAGUCCCUCCCAGUCCCUCCCAGUCCCUCCCAGUGCCCAUAACUCCGCUCCCAGUGCCCAUAACUCCCCUCCCAGUCCCUCCCAGUCCCUCCCAGUGCCCAUAACUCUCCUCCCAGUCCCUCCCAGUCCCUCCCAGUGCCCAAAACUCCACUCCCAGUCCCUCCCAGUGCCCAUAACUCCACUCCCAGUGCCCAUAACUCCCCUCCCAGUCCCUCCCAGUCCCUCCCAGUGCCCAUAACUCCCCUCCCAGUCUCUCCCAGUCCCUCCCAGUCCCUCCCAGUGCCCAUAACUCCCCUCCCAGUCCCUCCCAGUCCCUCCCAGUACCCCCCCCCCAGCACCCCCACCAUGUCCUCCUGCGCCGAGCUGCUCCGUUUCCAGCUGCCGGGCCACGAGGCGGCGGCGCUGCGCUCCAUGACGCGCCUGCGGGCCGAGGAGCGCUUCUGCGACGUCACCAUCGUGGCCAGGAGCCUGCGCUUCCGCGGCCACCGCGUCAUCCUGGCCGCCUGCUCGCCCUUCCUGCGCGACCAGUUCCUGCUGAACCCGGCGGCCGAGCUGCGCGUCUCGCUGGCCCACAGCGCCCGCGUGCUGGCCGACCUGCUGCUCUCCUGCUACACCGGCGCGCUGGAGUUCGCCGGCAGGGACCUGGUGAAUUACCUGACGGCCGCCAGCUACCUGCAGAUGGAGCACGUGGUGGAGAGGUGCAGGGGAGCGCUGGCCAGGUUCAUCCAGCCCUCCCCGACGGCGCCGGUGCAAGCUCCGAAGGCGGAGGAGGAUGAGGAUGAGGAGGACGAAGAGGACGCGACGGAUGUUUGUAUCGUGAAGGUGGAGCCGGCCACGCGGCGCAGGGGGAGGAGGUGGCCGGCGGUGGCCGGAGGCGAGGCGGUGACCCAAAGCGGAGGGGGGGUGACAGCCGUGGUGGCCGCGGCGCCGGACAACGCCACGGCGCAGCUGGGGGUGGUCAAGGCGUGCUACAGCCUGGCCGAGGAUGCCGAGGGCGAAGGUUUGGUCAUCUUCCCCGGUAACAACAACGCCGUGGCCACCAGCGAGGAGCCGCCGGGCAACCAAGGAGCUGUGGGCACCUCGGCCACCGCCACGCCAUCAUCAUCAUCGUCAUCAUCAUCAUCAUCGCGGUGUGGGAAGUGCGGGGAGAGCUUCCAGGGCGUGGAGAAGCUGGUGUUCCACAUGCGGGCGCAGCACUUCGUGUUCAUGUGCCCUCGCUGCGGGAAGCAGUUCAACCACAGCAGCAACCUGAACCGGCACAUGAACGUGCACCGCGGCGUCAAAUCGCACGGCUGCGGCGUCUGCGGCAAGAGCUUCACCCAGAAAUCCACCCUGCACGACCACCUGAACCUGCACAGCGGCGCCCGGCCCUACAGGUGCUCCUACUGCGACGUCAGGUUCGCCCACAAGCCGGCAAUCCGGCGGCACCUGAAGGAGCAGCACGGCAAAACCACGGCGCAGAACGUUCUGGAAGCGGGAGGGGCCGAGGGGGGAGUGGUGAUGCGUUGAUGUUGGGGUG
Messenger RNA from Haemorhous mexicanus (house finch), 3412 nucleotides. RefSeq names its product zinc finger and BTB domain containing 12 (gene ZBTB12). Gene Ontology annotation, biological process: regulation of transcription by RNA polymerase II. The record is from RefSeq and is a predicted model, not a curated record. NCBI's taxonomy places the organism in Eukaryota, Metazoa, Chordata, Aves, Passeriformes, Fringillidae. Gene Ontology annotation, molecular function: RNA polymerase II cis-regulatory region sequence-specific DNA binding; protein binding; DNA-binding transcription factor activity, RNA polymerase II-specific. The coding region runs from base 2239 to 3402 and encodes 387 amino acids. The transcript is spliced from 2 exons.